AUGACAACCAUGCAAGCAAUGUUCCAAAAAGAGGCCGAGAACACUCACAGAAAUAAAAGAGAAAUAUUGCCAUUCUUGGCCAGGUUUCAAGACACGGGAUGCACACGGCGAGCUACCACAAGGGGCUUCAGCUAUCUGGAACAGUGGCGUCACUGCGACUCGGACUGGAGCUCAUGUCUCAAUUCGAGACCUCAACAACAUGCAAGAGUUGCCAAAAAUGAAGGGACAUCCGUUUCUCCUGCAGCUUAUGGCUUCAUCCAUCUGCCUUCGUCACCGCGUGCUGAUCUGUUCAUGAAAUCAACUCUACGUGAGAGAAUACGGUAG
Molecule: messenger RNA, 324 nt
Organism: Pochonia chlamydosporia 170
Lineage: Eukaryota; Fungi; Ascomycota; Sordariomycetes; Hypocreales; Clavicipitaceae
Exons: 2
Coding region: 1-324 (107 amino acids)
Source: RefSeq, a predicted model, not a curated record